Meloidogyne enterolobii is the source of this 1121-nucleotide messenger RNA. NCBI's taxonomy places the organism in Eukaryota, Metazoa, Nematoda, Chromadorea, Rhabditida, Meloidogynidae. The record is from the annotation of a GenBank genome assembly.
UUUGUGCACCCGGAUUUAAACGUGAAUUUCCCGGUCCAUUAUCUAAAUGUGUUCCCUGUAAAUGUAACGGGCAUUCUUUUGGUGGUAAAAUGUGUAUUUGUUAUUGUAAACAUAAUACAGCUGGAAAUACUUGUGAAAGAUGUGCUAAUGGAUUUUAUGGAGAUGCUUUGACUGGGACAUCAGAAGAUUGCAAACCUUGUAACUGUCCUGGAGGGGGCGCCUGUAUUUAUUUGGACAAACAAUUAAUUUGUACAAAAUGUCCAGAAGGGUAUACAGGCCCUCGUUGUGAAUAUUGUUCUGAAGAUUAUUUUGGACACCCUUUAUUUGGAAAACCUUGUCAAAAAUGUGAUUGUAAUGGAAAUAUAGAUCCAAAUAAUAUUAGACAAUGUAAUUUAUUUACUGGACAAUGCCUUCAAUGUAUUCACCACACAACUGGCUGGAAUUGUGAAAAAUGUUUACCCGGUUUUUGGAAAGCUCCAAAUAAUUAUUUAUUUGGAGAUGAUAAAAUAACUAAAAAUAAAUUUAAUUGUAUUCCUUGUAAUUGCCAUCAAUUGGGAACUAUUAAAAAUAAAAAAGGAAAAUUAUUUAGUUGUUCUCAAAUAAAUGGACAAUGUAAAUGUUUACCUAAUGUAAUUGGAAAACGUUGUGAAAAAUGUGCAAUUGGCUAUUUUAAUAUAUUUUCUAAAAAUGGUUGUCAACCUUGUAAUUGUGAUCCUUUAGGGAGUUUAGAUGUUACUGAAUGUGAUCAAAGAAGUGGGCAAUGUAAAUGUAAAAAUGAGGUUAUUGGAAUAAAUUGUGAUCAAUGUGCCCCUAAACAUUUUGGUUUAAAUUCUGGCGGAUGUUCAAAAUGUUUAUGUAAUAAAAUUGGUUCUGAAAGUAUUGACUUUUGUGAUAUUAGAAAUGGGCAAUGUUUGUGUAACAAUAAUGUUGAGGGAAUUUAUUGCGAUCAUUGUAAAGAAAAUUAUUUUAAUUUGUCUAUUAAUGGUUGUCAAAAAUGUGAUGAUUGUUAUUCUUUAAUUUCUUCUAAAAGAGAUUUUAUAAAAGAAGAAAUGCUUAAAUUUAAAUUAAAAAUGGAUAAUUUACUAAAAAUAAAAGUAGGUAAUUUAUUUUGGAGUUUAUAA